Messenger RNA from Racocetra persica, 290 nucleotides. Lineage: Eukaryota; Fungi; Glomeromycota; Glomeromycetes; Diversisporales; Gigasporaceae. The record is from the annotation of a GenBank genome assembly.
GUAUUGGAUUAAAGCGAUAUCAAUUUUAUGAAAUUUGUGAAACUGCAGCCACAAUACAGUGUAAUGGAUCAACUAUCAAUGCUAGCCAAAUAGAAUUUGUUGAACAAUCAGAAAAAUCUUCUAACUCAUUCGAACCUAUUACUGGAUAUUGCAAUAUGCAAUUAGAUAAAGUAAAUGAUACUAAUUUGCUAAUUAAUAAAGUAAUCGAUUUUUCAAAUCCAGCCUUUGUUGGCAAUAACAAUUCAUUUAUCGAAAGUAAAAGUAUGGUAUCAAAUAAUAAUACUCAAUGA